Pseudocercospora fijiensis CIRAD86 is the source of this 372-nucleotide messenger RNA. RefSeq lists its product as uncharacterized. The record is from RefSeq and is a predicted model, not a curated record. Lineage: Eukaryota; Fungi; Ascomycota; Dothideomycetes; Mycosphaerellales; Mycosphaerellaceae. The transcript is spliced from 2 exons. The coding region runs from base 1 to 372 and encodes 123 amino acids.
AUGAUGAUACCCGACCGACCGACCCUUUCCACAAAAACCCAAACCAAACCCAUGCGCGCCUUCCGUUCAUGGCUGUACAAACAAACUCCUACCUACCUGCUGCAAUUCGCAGGCUUUUCAAAACUCCGAGCAGGAAAAAGUUAUGUCGUAAAUCCAUAUUCACAUCCUGCCGUCCUCCCGAAAGAGACAGGUCAUGGCGUCGAAAGACCGCAAGCCAUGCCGCCCCGUGGCCAGCUAAGCGAAAGUCGCGUAAGACCACUGGGGAAUCGCGCGAAUAGUGAAGCCCAAGUUCAAGUCUCCUUCCAGGGAUUUUUCAUGGGAGUACCAUCGACCAGAAGUCCCUCAAGUCCUCGGAUGCACUCCGACAAGUAA